Messenger RNA from Uranotaenia lowii, 4293 nucleotides. It is a transcript of the gene mbt, whose product is annotated as serine/threonine-protein kinase PAK mbt. Gene Ontology annotation, biological process: regulation of MAPK cascade; protein phosphorylation; intracellular signal transduction. NCBI's taxonomy places the organism in Eukaryota, Metazoa, Arthropoda, Insecta, Diptera, Culicidae. Gene Ontology annotation, molecular function: protein serine/threonine kinase activity; ATP binding. The coding region runs from base 271 to 2829 and encodes 852 amino acids. Gene Ontology annotation, cellular component: cytoplasm. The record is from RefSeq and is a predicted model, not a curated record. The transcript is spliced from 6 exons.
GAAACUUGCGAAAACUUCACAAACUGCCACAGUCGCGAACGGGUGUGCAUUUUCUCCGUCCGUACGAAUCUGUUUCCGCGAAAUUCGGUCCCCACGGGCUUCGACAAGUAACGAAAGGUGCGUCUCGCAGUAUCUGGUAUUUUCGACAACUGGAACACCGAUUUCCGGUCAACGAAAGUGCAUCGCUUCGGAGAAGUUAGUCGUUCGAAUUUUUGUGUAACCCAGUUGAUUUUCCCCAAAUUGAAUUAAGUGAACCUGAAUGCUGUGACAAUGUUUUCCAAGAAGAAGAAAAAGCCACAAAUCUCGUUUCCGAGUAAUUUCGAGCAUCGAGUUCAUACGGGGUUCGACAAGCGGGAAGGUCGCUAUGUGGGCCUGCCCCUGCAAUGGGCUUCGAUCGUGGGAAACAAUCAAAUCCUGAAAUCGACCAAUCGUCCCCUGCCACUGGUAGACCCUUCCGAAAUCACUCCGACUGAAAUCCUGGAUCUGAAAACAAUCGUGCGACCCCAUCAAGGUCAUGGAGGUCCAAUAUUGGGCCCACCUUCGACGACCGGCAGCGUAGCGGAACAACCCGGCAAGCUGAUCCUGCCCAAAACAUCCAGUGUAGCCCGCUCGAACUCGCUAAGAAGUUCCAGUCCACCACGCGUUCGACGUGGCGAGUUGCGGGCUAACACGAACGUACCACCGUCAGUCCCAGAGGAACCGUUGCAGCUCGGCGGAGGACAAUCGCCCUUCCCAACGGCCAACAACAGCUUCCCACCGGUCCCAUCCAAGCAACAUUUCCCCGGAAAUCCGCACCAUCUUCAUGCUCCUCAGCAUCAACAACAACAACAGCAGCAGCAGCAAAGUUCUCCUUUCGCGGAUAAUCAAGCUCAUAAUUUCAAUCAUCUUAACAACAACGGCUUCGAUCCGCAACACCCGCAUCAACAUCAACAUCAGCACCAGUUGCCCUACAAUCACAACCACCAGGCAGCGGCAAACCAACAAACUCAACCGGUGGCUGGUCUCAAUCACCACCAUCAUCAUCAUUUGAAUGGAAAUCUUGUCACAGGGCAGCAACAGCAACAACAACAAAUCCACCAGCAUCAGCCGGCUGCAGUGUCCCCUGGCAGCAAUGGUAGCAGCAAUGCGACCAACGGAAAUCAUCUCGCCAAUCCGGUGAAUGUUGCGACCAGCGAUGUGGCCGGUGGGGGACCACCGUAUCAUAACAGAUCCCAGAAACCAUCUCCCACCGGAUCGGAAGGUCUGUUGAGGUACCCGCAUCAAAGCUUUCCGGGUCAGUUUCCCGGAUCGGUUCAUCCGCAGCAACAUGGCAAUGGACCUCCUCCGCUGCAUAAUAAACCCGGCGGAUUCAACAACAUUUCUCCGCUGGGCCAAAAUUCAUCCGCCGUGCCACCUCCUCACAACAACCAUCACCAUCAAGGUAUGAACGAAUCGAAUAUUGAAUCGAAAUUGAGCCCUGAUGCAAAUGGUAUAUCAGCAGCAAAUCCUGCCAACCAUCACCAUCACCAUCACCCGAACCAUAUAGGUGGGCCUGCCGGUCUUCACCCGCAACAACCUGGGCAACCGUCUCCCGGUGGACAUCAUCAUCCGCAGCAACCUAUGACAGGAAUGGUUACCGGUAAUGGGCCCAUGAAUGGUCCAGCCGUCUCCUUCCCUGGUCAUCACCAUCAAUCGAACCCUAACCACAUGCAUCAACACCAACACAACAAAAUGCCCUCGCCAGGAUCGGUGACGGGAUCGAUGACGGCAGCAGAUCCUAGUGUAAAUAGCCUGAACAACAACAACAACAAUAUUCAUCCCAGUACAAAGGCAAACAGCCGAGCGUCCAGUUCCAGUGGUGGAAACGUAUCGGUAGCUCACAGUACCAGUUCAUCCGUACAGACGGGAAGCACCGGCCAGCAGAGUGGAGCGGCAGCAGGAGCGGCCAAAGCCGAGCAACGAUUGACCCAUGAACAGUUCCGUGCGGCACUUCAAAUGGUAGUUUCCGCCGGAGAUCCAAGGGAAAAUCUGGAAAACUUCACCAAGAUUGGUGAAGGCUCAACCGGUACCGUGUGUAUAGCGACCGAUAAAUCUACUGGUCGCCAAGUGGCCGUCAAAAAGAUGGACCUGCGCAAACAGCAGCGCCGAGAGCUGCUCUUCAACGAAGUCGUCAUCAUGCGAGACUAUCACCAUCCCAACAUUGUCGAAACCUACAGCAGCUUCCUGGUGAAUGACGAACUGUGGGUGGUGAUGGAGUACCUGGAGGGAGGAGCCCUCACCGAUAUCGUGACCCAUUCCCGGAUGGACGAGGAACAGAUCGCUACCGUCUGCAAGCAGUGCCUCAAAGCACUGUCCUAUUUGCACUCUCAGGGUGUCAUACACCGGGACAUCAAAUCGGACUCGAUUCUGUUAGCUUCGGAUGGACGCGUAAAGUUGUCCGAUUUCGGAUUUUGCGCUCAGGUGUCCCAGGAGCUUCCGAAACGUAAAUCUCUAGUGGGUACCCCGUACUGGAUGUCUCCGGAAGUGAUCUCCCGAUUGCCGUACGGCCCGGAAGUCGACAUCUGGUCUCUCGGAAUCAUGGUCAUAGAAAUGAUCGAUGGGGAGCCACCGUUCUUCAACGAACCCCCGCUCCAGGCAAUGCGAAGAAUUCGCGAUAUGCCUCCUCCAAAGUUGAAAAAUUCUCACAAAGUAUCCAGUCGUUUGCAAAACUUCCUGGACCGGAUGCUGGUUCGGGAUCCAGUUCAGCGGGCUACAGCUGCAGAGCUGUUGUCGCAUCCGUUCCUCCGACAAGCUGGUUCGCCUUCGCUUUUAGUGCCUUUGAUGAGGGGAGCUAGACACAGUAACUGUUAGAAGUGCAUGUAUAAACAGAAGGAAAAAAAUCUAGUAGUAUUUUGGAACAACUUAAAGUUAGGUAUUUUAAAAGGGUCUUACUGUAUAUAUCUAUUGACUAAUCCUUACUUUCGCCAUUCAACGAGAAUGUAUAACGAGUUUCAAAACUUCGUCCUCAUUCGUACGGCCCAAUUUUAUGUUAGGUUUAAGUUUAUUCUCCUCGAACGUGAUUUUUCGUUAUCCUCCUGAAAUUUGUAAUUAAGUUUUCUCAUUUUAUUGCAAACGAAAAGUAUAUACAUACAUAUAAACUGGAUAAGAUUGAUUUUUCUGUAUUUGAAGGUGGAAUACAUCUACCACGGUGAAUUUAUUGCGAACAAUAUUAUAUACGAUGAAAAAAGUACUACAUACUUAUGCAACUUUUGUAAGCUUAACAUUCCAACAGUAUUUUAAUAAACAUAGGCAGCAAGGAAUCGCGCCUCUAAUGGAGCUUUUAAAUUAUGAAUUAGUUGUUUUAGGCUUUUAACGGCAACUUGAAAGUUUGUGUCAUUUAUAAAUUAAAAAAACGCCUUUUCCCCAGGUUACUGUUUGAACUGUUUUUAAAACGGUAGAGUUAGUAUAAGUUAAAGUCUUUUAAACGCUCCACUAUCCGAAAAGUAUUUAUUAUUGCGAAUAUUACCCGAAAGUAUAAGAAAUCUCCAUUCCUGUAUUUCAAAUCGAUCUGUUUCAAAGCUGUAGCGCUACGAAUCAUUUCCAACCGAACUCAACCGAAACGUCAAGGACUGAAGUGUGAAAGUAAUAGUUGCCUUAUACAGAAAGAGAGAAAAAAAACAAUAUUUUUAACGCCAGACCCCAUAUGAGAGAUAAGUACCCCAUGUAUGAUACAUCUGAUUCAUGUGAUGAAAACAGAAUUGUUUCCUAUGAAAAUUUUACAAAAGAAUGGGAACACAGGAACUUUGCCUUCAUAUUGAUAAGUGUUUUUUUUUAAAGAAUAUUGAAAAUAGUCCUAUUAUGCAAAACAGACCAUCCCAUUUGCUAAUCAUAAGUUUAGCUUAGUUAUGAAAGUUUUUAUGGUUUCCUACGAUAUAUUUUCUGUCAGUUGUGAUAACGUUCAUUUUUCACGAAAUGUUUAUUUUGGAACCAAUCAACAGGGAGGCAAAGUUCUUGUGAAUGCAAGUUUGCAACGUGUAUGAUCUACUCAACCACCCGUUUCAAACCAGCAAAAAGUUAGGUAUAUAUUUUAAAUACGAUCUAGGUCAAAAACUGGUGGAACAACAUGUCAGUAAGAAGAUAACCUUAUUGCGCCUCGAAGGAACAGUGUGACUUUUUUGACGUUACUGAUAUUUAGCAACAGGACAAUCGAAAGUACAUACAUUUGUUACUCUAAGUUAUCGAUACAUCUAGCAGCAGUUAUUACUAUGUUAAACCAUAUGUUACAACUAUAUGAAUCUGUAAAGAUUUUUAAAUAAACGUAAUCAUAGAACCGUG